GCGGGGCCGGCGCGCGCGGCCCGGCCCACGGUCUCACGCGCGUUUCGCGGCGGCGGCUCCCGGCGGUGUGGCGGCAGCGCCUCCCCCUCCCCGCACGCUCUGCCCGCGCUGCUCCCACCGCAGGGCCCGGUCGUUACAGAGUCACCGAAUCUGUAGGGCUGGAAAGGACCUAUCACUGAGCACAGCCUGGCUCCAGUCUCCUCGCACCCACUCUUUAUGUAUUUGUAAACAUUAAUGAGGUCACCCCUCAGUCUCCUCCAAGCUCAAGAGCCCCAGCUCCCUCAGCCUUUCUUCACAUGGGAGAUGAUCCACUCCAUCAUCUUGGUGGCCCCGUGCCAAGUUCUCUCCAGCAGCUCCCUGUCCUUCUGGAACUGAGGGACCUAGAACUGGACACAAUAUUGCAGAUGCGUUCCUCUGCGGCUUUAGGCACGUUUGCUGGAGUGGUGACAGCAGCUUUGCUAGAUGGUAGUGUCUCACCCAGAGGUGAAAACUGGGCUGUAACUCAGGGCUGCAACAGAAGAUCUGCCUGGCAGGAAAGCUUUGGUUAUACUGUAGGAGGAAAGGAGGAGGGAGUCAGGCACAGGGACAUUCUGGCUUCUCAUAAGAUUGAGGUGGACGCCCUUACCAAGGAGAUGGAGGACUUUGAACUCAAGAAAGCUGCUGCCCGUGCCGUGACGGGAGUGCUGGCCUCCCAUCCCAACAGCACUGAUGUGCACAUCAUCAACCUCUCACUGACCUUCCAUGGGCAGGAGCUAUUGAGCGACACCAAGCUGGAGCUGAACUCUGGCAGGCGAUACGGGCUCAUCGGGCUCAACGGGAUCGGGAAAUCUAUGCUUCUGUCAGCGAUUGGGAAACGAGAGGUGCCCAUCCCAGAGCAUAUUGACAUCUAUCACCUGACCAGAGAGAUGCCUCCCAGUGACAAGACCCCUCUGCAGUGUGUGAUGGAGGUGGACACAGAGAGGGCCAUGUUGGAACGAGAGGCGGAGCGUCUGGCUCAUGAAGAUGCGGAGUGUGAGAAGCUGUUGGAGCUGUACGAGCGCCUGGAGGAGCUGGAUGCUGACAAGGCGGAGGCGCGGGCCUCGCGGAUCCUGCACGGCUUGGGCUUCACACCAGCCAUGCAGAGGAAGAAGCUGAAGGACUUCAGUGGCGGCUGGCGAAUGAGGGUGGCUCUUGCUAGAGCCCUCUUCAUUCGGCCUUUCAUGCUGCUGCUAGACGAGCCCACAAACCACCUCGACUUGGAUGCCUGUGUGUGGUUGGAGGAAGAGCUGAAAACGUUCAAGCGGAUCCUUGUGCUGAUAUCCCACUCCCAGGACUUCCUGAAUGGUGUCUGCACCAACAUCAUCCACAUGCACAACCGCAAGCUGAAGUACUACACGGGAAACUACGAUCAGUAUGUAAAGACUCGCUUGGAACUAGAAGAAAAUCAAAUGAAGCGAUUCCACUGGGAGCAAGACCAGAUUGCCCAUAUGAAGAACUACAUUGCACGGUUUGGCCACGGCAGUGCGAAGCUGGCCAGGCAAGCGCAGAGCAAGGAGAAGACCCUGCAGAAAAUGAUGGCUUCUGGCUUGACAGAGAGGGUCGUGAAUGAUAAGACUUUGUCAUUCUAUUUCCCACCCUGUGGGAAAAUCCCUCCUCCUGUCAUCAUGGUGCAGAAUGUCAGCUUCAGAUACACCAAGGAUGGGCCAUGGAUCUAUAAUAACCUGGAGUUUGGGAUUGACCUGGACACCCGUGUAGCUCUUGUUGGACCCAAUGGAGCUGGCAAGUCUACACUGCUGAAACUACUCACAGGAGAGCUGCUGCCCACAGAUGGGAUGAUUCGCAAGCACUCCCAUGUGAAGAUUGGCAGAUACCACCAGCACUUGCAAGAGCAGUUGGACUUAGACCUCUCACCACUGGAGUACAUGCUGAAGUGCUACCCAGAGAUCAAGGAGAAGGAGGAGAUGAGAAAAAUCAUUGGCAGAUAUGGUCUGACGGGGAAGCAGCAGGUGAGCCCCAUUAGGAACCUCUCUGAUGGGCAGAAGUGCCGUGUGUGCUUUGCCUGGCUAGCCUGGCAGAAUCCUCACAUGCUUUUCCUGGAUGAGCCCACCAACCACUUGGACAUAGAAACAAUAGAUGCUCUGGCAGAUGCCAUCAAUGAAUUUGAAGGAGGAAUGAUGCUCGUCAGCCAUGACUUCAGACUCAUCCAACAGGUUGCGCAGGAAAUCUGGGUCUGUGAGAAGCAGACAAUCACCAAGUGGCAAGGAGACAUCCUCGCCUACAAGGAGCAUCUCAAGUCCAAGCUGGUGGAUGAGGACCCACAGCUCACCAAAAAGACCCACAACGUGUGAGCUGUGGGGCAGUGGGUCAGGUGCCCUCCCUGGAGACCGACAGGGGCCAGCACGGCUCAGCCUGCCACCGGGGACGGGACGGGACGCCGCUGCUGUCUCUGGCUGUGUUCUAGGAUUGCUGCAAUACUGCUUCCCCUUGACUUGCCUUGCACCUCUGCGUCUGGACAGAGCUCUUCUCUCCUGAUCUGGCUGCGUUUGGGCAACCAUUUCCAUAUUUAGGCGACGUCCCACCUGAGCCAGGCCCCUGGGGUCACGGCGGUGGCAGUUGGGAUGUCUGAGCUGCAGCGCUGCACACGUGGAGACCCCAGCCCAGCUUCUGACGCCUUGUCCUUCCCAACUUCUGCUUUGGUUUAGAUACUUCACUUUAAAACUCCUCUGGCCUUGAUUUGUUUUUAACUAUUAUUUAUCAGUGUAAUUAACAGAUCUGCCUGAGAAUCUACCAGUCAAUAAAGAGGGAAGAACA
Molecule: messenger RNA, 2790 nt
Organism: Colius striatus (speckled mousebird)
Lineage: Eukaryota; Metazoa; Chordata; Aves; Coliiformes; Coliidae
Gene: ABCF2
Product: ATP binding cassette subfamily F member 2
Exons: 15
Coding region: 297-2327 (676 amino acids)
Molecular function (GO): ATP hydrolysis activity; ATP binding
Source: RefSeq, a predicted model, not a curated record